Molecule: messenger RNA, 2683 nt
Organism: Nannospalax galili (Upper Galilee mountains blind mole rat)
Lineage: Eukaryota; Metazoa; Chordata; Mammalia; Rodentia; Spalacidae
Product: putative RNA-binding protein Luc7-like 2
Exons: 11
Coding region: 394-1569 (391 amino acids)
Biological process (GO): mRNA splice site recognition
Cellular component (GO): U1 snRNP; U2-type prespliceosome
Molecular function (GO): mRNA binding
Source: RefSeq, a predicted model, not a curated record
GGGCUCUGGUGGUUAAGCUAGAAAAUGUGGGAGGGCUUCCCUUUCUCUGCCUCUAUUUUAUAGACAUGGGGAUGCUUCCAUUGCUUUGUGUGCUGAUGCAUUUCCUCCUCCCUCUUUGUUUUCCCUAAGCUGAGCCGUGAGCUAAAUCUGUACAAAGAAAUAAUGACUGCUUAUAAAUUGCUUGCCAUUAAUGCCUGAUAAUAUACAGUAAGAUAGGAUUCUGCAUACCAUUAAAUAUGUCAAAUAUUACAAACUUUAAGGUUCUUUUGAAAUUACAAUACUAAACUCAGUUCACUUUUGCUAACUUCACAGUUGUUGAUCACAUAGCAUGGUCAUCCACUCACAGCUUAAAAAAAUACAGGGAGCAUCGGAGAGAAUGGGUUCAAUGUAUCUAUGCCUGCCUACUUCAAUCUGCAAGGGAGUUUCAGAAAGGCCCCGCAUUCGCCGAGCCGAGACACUACUCGUCAACGAAUCAAAUUCAGUGACGACAGAGUAUGCAAGAGUCAUCUUCUCAACUGUUGCCCCCAUGAUGUCCUUUCUGGAACUAGAAUGGAUCUUGGAGAAUGUCUGAAAGUCCACGACCUGGCUUUAAGAGCAGAUUAUGAAAUUGCAUCCAAAGAACAGGACUUUUUCUUUGAACUUGAUGCCAUGGAUCACUUGCAGUCAUUCAUUGCAGAUUGUGAUCGAAGAACAGAAGUAUCUAAAAAAAGAUUAGCAGAAACCCAAGAAGAGAUUAGUGCUGAAGUAGCAGCAAAGGCAGAACGUGUUCAUGAGUUAAAUGAAGAAAUCGGUAAAUUGUUGGCCAAAGUGGAACAGUUAGGAGCUGAAGGGAAUGUGGAAGAAUCUCAGAAAGUAAUGGAUGAAGUAGAGAAGGCACGGGCAAAGAAAAGAGAAGCAGAGGAAGUUUAUCGGAAUUCUAUGCCAGCUUCCAGUUUCCAGCAGCAGAAGCUUCGAGUCUGUGAAGUCUGCUCUGCAUAUUUAGGUCUUCAUGAUAAUGACAGGCGACUUGCUGAUCAUUUUGGGGGUAAACUACAUCUGGGAUUUAUUGAAAUAAGAGAGAAGCUUGAAGAAUUAAAGAGAGUGGUUGCUGAGAAGCAGGAAAAGAGAAACCAGGAACGCCUAAAACGAAGAGAAGAAAGAGAGAGAGAAGAACGGGAGAAACUGAGGAGGUCGCGAUCACAUAGCAAGAAUCCCAAAAGAUCUAGAUCCAGAGAGCAUCGAAGACACCGGUCUCGCUCCAUGUCACGAGAACGCAAGAGAAGGACCCGGUCCAAGUCUCGGGAGAAACGCCAUCGCCACAGGUCCCGUUCAAGCAGCCGCAGCCGCAGCCGUAGCCAUCAGAGAAGUCGGCACAGUUCUAGAGAUAGGAGCAGGGAGCGAUCCAAGAGGAGAUCCUCAAAAGAAAGAUUCAGAGACCAAGACUUAGCAUCACGUGACAGAGACAGGAGUUCAAGAGACAGAUCACCUCGUGACCGAGAUCGAAAAGAUAAGAAGCGGUCCUAUGAGAGUGCUAAUGGCAAAUCAGAAGACAGGAGGAGCUCUGAAGAGCGUGAAGCAGGGGAGAUCUAAUUAGCUAUGUCUGUAUCUUCCAUCCUUAUGCUUCCUAUGGAGUCACAUACUAUUGUUAGUUUACAGCUGUUCAGGGGAACAGUGAGCAGUUCCAGACACUGAUCCAGUCAGGCUAGAUGUGUAGUAUCUAAUAACCUGAACUGAGCCUGUUCUCCUUGAUGAAGCCUAAAACUACAUCCAUAGUUUCUGGUGAGCCUGUGAUACAGUUUUGAACAUACAGUUUUAUAUAAUAAGAUGCUGAUCUCUAUCCUUUAAAGUAGGAGUGAUAGUGAAUGAAUUGUGUUAAUGCCUUGUAAUUUUUGAACAUUUGUAAAAUGCUCUCUUCCUUUCUACUCCAAACAGCAGCAGCUUUGGCAGUUUUUUCUUUUAAAUUCUUCUUCCUCUGACUUCUGUAUGCCCUAAUAUAUAUGCCUCCAACUAUAAAGGAAAACGGGGACAGGGAAGCAAUAUGACUUGUGUUCUAAAGUUUUAGUCCCGUUCGUUACUAGAUGAUGACAGUUCAGAGCAUUUAUACUGGAACGUGUGCUGGAGAAACUUAAAAUAUGGGGCUCUUUUGUUUGUUUGGUGCCUAUUUAGAGUUGGAAGUUGAACAGCUGUUGCAUUACAUACUUUUGCUUUUUUAUUGAAAAUUUGAAAUUGGGUUUGUCUUGAUUUUUCUGUUCUAUUAAAUUGCUAUGUUCAGAAUAUUCUAAGGGGGGAUGGGGCAGGGACUGUUUCGUAAUAAGCACUUGUUUCAUUUUGUGUGUGUGUGGAGUAUAAGGCUACACCCUUAUUGUAAAAAAUAAUAAAAUGAAAGAAACAAUCACCAUCACUAUCUUUCAACUGUAACUUCUCUAGUAAAUUGUCACUAGAACUAUUUGCUGUGGGUAUUUCCUUGUAUUCUGUAACAUCAUUAACAGUGCCCAACUGUACAAGGCACCAAAGGAAGAAAAUAGAUACUUUCAGAUUUCAGAUAAACUGUUCCUCCACCUGGGUCCCUUGCUGAAGAUACUCCACUACUUCAGAACUGUUUACAGCUUCUGUGAAGAAGGAUUGGACCCAUAGAAGCCACUAAGAGUUUCUUUUUUGUAUUUCUUAGUUAACAAGCCUGAAUAAAAACAAUAUGUAACCAGUA